CGAGCGCCGCGCAUGCGCCGGGGCCGGGCGGGCCGGGGGCGCGCGUUCUACGAGCUGGAUGUCCGGGCUCAGGGCACUGCUGGGGCUGGGACUGCUAGUUGCCGGCUCUCGUCUGCCGCGAAUUGGCAGCAAGGCGGGCGCCUGCCGCUUAGGACGCACCUGGUGGGGACCGCAGCGACUGAACUCGGGUGGCCGCUGCUACUCAGAGGUCAUGGCGAGCACAGCGGUGAAGUACCUGAGCCAGGAGGAGGCCCAGGCCGUGGACGAGGAGCUAUUUAACGAGUACGAGUUCAGCGUGGACCAACUUAUGGAGCUGGCCGGGCUGAGCUGUGCCACAGCCGUUGCCAAGGCAUAUCCCCCCACGUCCAUGUCCAGGAGCCCUCCUACUGUCCUGGUCAUCUGUGGCCCAGGGAAUAACGGAGGAGAUGGCUUGGUCUGCGCGCGACACCUCAAACUCUUUGGCUACCAGCCAACCAUCUACUACCCCAAAAGGCCUAACAAGCCACUCUUCACUGCAUUAGUGACCCAGUGUCAGAAAAUGGACAUCCCUUUCCUUGAUGAAAUGCCUCCAGAGCCCAUGAUUGACGAGUUGUAUGAUCUGGUGGUGGAUGCCAUCUUCGGCUUCAGCUUCAAAGGCGAUGUUCGGGAGCCAUUCCACAGCAUCCUGAGUGUCAUGAAGGGACUCACUGUGCCCAUUGCCAGCAUUGACAUCCCCUCAGGAUGGGAUGUGGAGAAGGGAAACUCUGGAGGGAUCCAGCCGGACUUGCUCAUCUCCCUGACGGCACCCAAAAAGUCUGCAACCCAGUUUACUGGUCGCUACCAUUACUUGGGUGGCCGUUUUGUGCCACCUGCUCUGGAAAAGAAGUACCAGCUGAACCUGCCACUCUACCCUGACACUGAGUGUGUCUAUCGUCUGCAGUGAGGGAAGGCUUGGAGCAGCAUCUCAUCCGUCAGACUGUUACGGGGAGAUCAGGAGUUACAAACAAACCUGAUGGAAAGGCUUGACCUCUCCUCCCUCUAAAACAGCCCUUCAACACUCGAGUUCUUGUUCAGGACCUGGCACUUUUUGAGGUGUGAGGGAUUAGUAAAACUCUGUUCUACCCUCAUAAGAAGCCCACAGUCAAGCAUUAGACUUAGUCCUUUCUCUUGAGAUCUGAGGGCAUCUCCUCCCACAUCCUCCCAGCACUAAAAUGAAGUCUCACAUCUUUGGGGGGUUGGGCCUCUGGUUGUCAUCGUCACUGCAGCUCUCCAUGUCUUUGUCUGGCUUCUCUCCAUCUGAAGUCAGGGUAGCCGU
This is a messenger RNA of Microcebus murinus (gray mouse lemur), 1294 nucleotides long. It is a transcript of the gene NAXE, whose product is annotated as NAD(P)HX epimerase. NCBI's taxonomy places the organism in Eukaryota, Metazoa, Chordata, Mammalia, Primates, Cheirogaleidae. Gene Ontology annotation, cellular component: mitochondrion. The record is from RefSeq and is a predicted model, not a curated record. Gene Ontology annotation, molecular function: NAD(P)HX epimerase activity.